CUGUCGUGUUCUUAUAAUGGAUUAAACAUAACUUUUAAAAGUCUGUGCAAUUGUUCUUCUUAUAUCUUACUUAUCUGCUAGUAGCUAAUUGCUUAAGAAACAUAUUCGAGUAGUUGUCAAAGAUGUUUACUGGAGGUGGAUUGAAUACAUCUAGCUCCUUUGGGGCCACAGUUACGCCUUCAUCUGCGAAUCCAAUGAAAGACUUUGAAGUAUCAUCUCCCCCUGAUGAUUCUAUCUCAUCUUUAUCUUUCAGCCCUUCUACUCUUCCACAGAAUUUUCUUAUAGCUGGAUCAUGGGAUAACAAUGUAAGGUGUUGGGAGGUUGAACAAACAGGUAAGACCAUUCCCAAAUCCAUGCAGACUAUGCAAGGGCCAGUACUAGAUAUUUGUUGGAGCGAUGAUGGUACAAAAGUUUUUAUGGCAGCUUGUGAUAAAAUGGUUAAAUGUUGGGAUCUGGCCAGUAAUCAGACGAUACAAGUUGCUGCACAUGAUGCUCCUGUGAAGACCUGUCACUGGAUUAAGGCUACUAAUUAUACUUGUCUUAUGACUGGUUCUUGGGAUAAAACUUUAAAGUUUUGGGAUACCCGGAGUCCUCAACCUAUACGCCAACUUCCACUUCCUGAACGAUGUUAUUGUGCUGAUGUUGAUUAUCCGAUGGCAGUUGUUGGAACGGCUGCUCGGGGUCUGAUUAUAUAUCAGUUGGAAGGUGGUCCACAAGAAUUUAAAAGGGUUGAAUCUCCCCUCAAAUAUCAGCAUAGGUGCGUUGCUAUUUUCCGAGAUAAGAAGAACCAACCAACGGGUUUUGCCCUUGGAAGUGUGGAGGGUAGAGUUGCCAUCCAGUAUGUUAAUCCACAAAAUCCCAAAAAUAACUUUACUUUCAAGUGCCAUAGGACCAAUGGAACAGGAGGUUACCAGGAUAUUUAUGCAGUCAAUGAUAUAGCAUUUCAUCCUACCCAUGGUACAUUGGCUACUGUUGGAUCUGAUGGGACUUUCAGCUUUUGGGAUAAGGAUGCUAGGACAAAAUUAAAACCUUCUGAAGUAAUGGAACAACCAAUUACUCGAUGUGCUUUCUCUCAUAAUGGACAGAUUUUUGCUUAUGCAGUUAGCUAUGAUUGGUCCAAGGGACAUGAGUUUUACAACCCUGCUAAGAAGAAUUACAUAUUUUUAAGACCUUGUUACGAAGAAUUAAAGCCAAGGCAGUCAACCUAAAAUAUUAUUAUUACAUGUUUUUUGUCAUGGCAUCAGAAUAUUAUGUGAUAAAUCUGAUAAAGUUUCUGUAUUGUAUUUCCACCGUACUCUGUUUUACCUUACAAUAAUUUAUUUUUUAAAAAGUAAUAUUUGUUAAGUUAGGACAAAUAAUACAUUUUAACUUUAAAAAGUACCAUUUGUAGAUACCUGACAUUGAAUUAUUCAUGGAUUUUCACACUUGUACAUUACUGUUGUAUACUUUUUUGUGAUUCCAUUUAUUGUAUGAAACCAUGCUAAUACAAUUAGU
Messenger RNA from Nezara viridula (southern green stink bug), 1494 nucleotides. The record is from the annotation of a GenBank genome assembly. Lineage: Eukaryota; Metazoa; Arthropoda; Insecta; Hemiptera; Pentatomidae.